CUCACGGCACAGUCCAAAAUUUGGCACCUUGCAAGCGGCAUGGAAUCUGAAUAUAGAAACGAUGAAUACACGGUCGCAUGGAUAUGUGCGCUUCAGGAUGAAUUCGAUGUGGCAACAGCAAUGCUGUCGCAUGAACACGGAUUGCCGCAGCAUCUUCCAGAGCGUGACAGCAAUGCCUACAUACUAGGCGAAAUUGGGGAGCACAAGAUUGUUCUCGCAUGCCUGCCAGCUGGCCGAACGGGGGUCCAUUCCGCUGCGGCGGUAGUCGAGAAUAUGCGACGCACAUUCAGUUCUCUUCGCUUCGGUCUUUUAGUAGGCAUCGGCGGCGGUGUGCCGAAUUUAGCGAAUGGUGUCGAUAUCAGACUAGGCGAUAUUGCUGUCAGUGUUCCCCACGGUCCUUACGGCGGAGUGGUACAAUACGACUAUGGCAAGUCGGAGGCUGGUGGCACCUUUACACAUUGCGGACAGUUAAAUUCACCACCUGAAAAACUGUUGUCCUAUGUCUCCAUCCUGCAGAGCUUUCAGCGAAGAUUGAAGAAUCCGAGGAAUCUCGUUAGACAGUUCUUGGACGAGCUUGACGAGUACAGCGAUGAAUACGGAUACCCCGAUAUCGAAGACCGGCUCUUUCGACCAGAUUGUAUGCAUACUACCGCACCAGACCAAGUUGAUGGAUGCAAUCUCUGUGACACCACGCAGUUGGUUCACCGGAAGAGGAGAAGAAACUCCGAUCCCGCCAUACACCUGGGGAUCAUCGCAUCGGGAAACGCUGUCAUACGGGAUAGUACAAAGCGGGACCGAAUCAAUAGCGAGUAUGGAAACUCAAUUAUAUGCUUUGAAAUGGAAGCAGCUGGCUUGAUGAACAACUUUCCAUGUCUAGUCAUUCGAGGUAUCAGUGACUAUGCUGAUUCGCAUAAAAACGACAAUUGGCGUUAUCGUGCCAUCGCCACCGCGUCUGCAUAUGCAAAGGCUCUUUUGACCUUGGUCCGUCCUGCAGAGGUGUCAGCGAUCCCCGAGAUUAGAAAAGUGAUGGCAACUGUUCAGGAAGUCAAUCAAAGUAUCUCCCACGUACAACAACAUGUACAAAAGGGUUUUGGCUAUAUUGAUGAAGAACGCGCGGAACGCGAGCGUAAUGACAUCUUGGAGUGGCUCACACCCCUCGACUAUGGGCCCCAAUUGAGUGAUACGAUCAGGCGGCGUUAUGAAAGUACGGGUGAAUGGAUUUUAACUUCUUCGGAAUACCAGGAAUGGAUCAAUGGCAAGAAGAAGACCGUGUUUUGUCCCGGUAUUCCCGGGGCCGGGAAAACGGUUCUUACAGCAAUAUCAGUCUAUGAUCUUUAUUCUCGCUUUGAGGGCGACAAAGGGAUAGGCAUUGCGUACAUAUUCUUUGACUUUCAGCGGCGCGAUGAACAAACGUUGGAUAAUUUACUCCUCAGCCUUUUGAAGCAGCUCCUUCAGUACCGGAACCCUCUUCCAAAAUCCAUUCAAGAUAUCCAUCACCGCCACAGGACUACAAAGAUCCGUCCAUCUACUAAUGAUAUCGCCACGUUACUAGAAUAUGUCGCCACAACUUUUUCCAAGAUAUUUAUUCUAGUCGACGCGCUUGAUGAAUGCCAGACAGCAAAUGGAUGCCGGAUGAACUUUUUAACCAACCUCCUCAAUCUUCAAGGAAAGGUUAAUUUUCAACUUUUUGCAACUUCUCGAAUUAAUGAGGAAAUAGCAGCUAUGUUUCAAGACUGUUUGACAUUAAGUAUUAGCGCCUCUGCCGCCGAUAUUACAAAGUAUGUGAACGGCCAAAUGAAGCGGCUACAGCCGGAUAUUAUCGAUGACGAAAUCCGAGGUAUGAUCGAAGCCGGUGUACUUGAAGCUUCGAGAGGCAUGUUUCUACUCGCAGCGUUGCAUAUGAAUACACUCGCCGAUCAGCCAACGAGGGGCGACAUUAAGACUACCUUAAAAAAGCUUGCCAAAGGUGUGGAUGGUCUCGAUGCAACAUACAGACAGGCAAUGGAAAGAAUUGAGAGCCAUGGGCUACGCUCUCGUUCUAUUGCCAAAGAGACAUUGUCCUGGAUAAUCCACGCCAAACGGCAACUUUCAGUCGAAGAACUUCGGCAUGCUUUAGCCGUCAGAAUGGGAACUAAGGAGCUUGACAAAGACUAUCUCCCGAGUACCAAGGUACUGAGCUCUGUCUGCGCAGGCUUGGUCACAAUCGAUGAGGAAAGCGGCAUCAUUCGUUUGGUGCAUUACACAACGCUCGAAUUCUUCAUGCGUAAUAAAAAAGAAUGGUUCCAAAACGCGGAUAGUGAAAUUGCUAAGGCUUGCGUGACAUAUCUGUCAUUCGACUCUUUUCAAACCGGUCCAUGUCAAACCGACGAAGACUUUGAGACUCGAUUGCAGGAGAAUGUUCUGUAUGAUUAUGCUGCACGCAACUGGGCCUACCACGCGCAAGACGUGUUAGAUACCACAAUGAGGCAAUUGAUCCUUAACUUUCUAGAGAGAGAUACCAGUGUGUCUGCUUGUUUUCAAACAAUCAUGAUAACCCGGAUUUAUUCAGAGUAUAGCCAGGGAGUUCCAAAGCAAAUGUCAGGUCUACAUCUCGCAGCCUACUUUGGACUAACCGAAUUCGUGGCAGCCCUACUUGCAGCCCGUCACGAUCCAAGUCCUAGAGACGACAAAGGCUGGACGCCAUUACACUGGGCAAUUCGCAACAAGCGAGAAGCCACGGCGAAGCUUCUGGUCGACAAUGGUGCUGAUCCAAGGAGUCGAAGUGACGGCGGAUGGACCCCGCUACACUGGGCGUCUCGAAAUGGAAAUGAGGCUGUGGUGAAGUUACUGCUUGCACAUGGUGCUGACCCGAACUCGAGAUCUGAAGAUGGGUGGACACCGUUACAUGCAGCUGUUGAAAAUUGUGAUGAGGUUAUCUCUCAAUUGCUUCUCAGCAAUGGCGCGUAUCCAGGCCCAGAGAGCGACUAUGACUCUCAAAAUUGGUUUGACGCAGAGCGCUCUGACAAACUUAUGAAAAUGCUGCAUAAGCAGAAUAUUUCAAUUUCCGAGGGUGCGAAAUUAAUAAUGAAAGAUCUUGGCGUUCCAGAAAGUUAUCUUGGCAAUCAUGACAAGACUCCAUGGAUCUCCUUUAAAUGGACUAAGGCCAAAGUGGUCUUCGGUGUUGCCAAGGCUACUGAUCCCGGUUCUCAGGAUGAGUAUUCUUGCAGAACACCGCUACAGUCGGCGGCCAGGAAUGGCUAUGAUAGAUUGGUGAAGCUCCUGGUCGAAAAUGGUGCCGACAUAGAUAGCAAAGACAGCAGCGGCAAUAGAGCGAUACAUCUGGCGGCCGGAAAUGGCCGAGAAGGCGCAGUGAAAAUCCUCCUUGACAGUGGUGACGAUUUGAACUCCAAAGACAACUCUGGGUUAACACCAUUGCACAAAGCUGCUGAGGGGGGAUAUAACACGGCAGUCAAGUUCCUCCUCGAAAGAGGAGCGCUUAUAAACCAAAAAGGAGUUGAUGGUCUGACAGUGUUGCAUGUAGCUGCUAAAAAAAAUCAUCACAACACUGUGAAACUGCUCCAUGAGAAUGGUGCCGAUUUGAAUGAAGUGGACAACGAUGGCCGUACAGCAUUAUAUCUUGCUGCUGUGGAAGGACAUCAAGCACUAGUCGAACUACUACUUGACCUAGGUGCAAAUCUUACGGCUACAACCAACGAAGACAGAACAGUACUUCACUCUAUUGCCGACAUUGGGUCUGAAGAAGUCCUCGACAUACUGCUCGAGCGUGGCGCCGAUGUGAAUGUCAUCAAUGGUUCUAGUCACACCCCUUUGCACUUGGCUUCUAUGAAAGGGCGCGAUAUAGUAGUAAAGAAGCUACUUGACAAGGGGGCUGAUCCGGCACUAGGCGAUACAUGCUGUACACCACUUUAUGCUGCUGCCAACAAAGGGUUUUCUACAACUGUAGAAUUAUUACUGGCGAACGGUGCUCCUCCUGAUCAAGGAAAAGAUACGUUUACGCCGUUAGAUGCAGCAGCAACAAACGGCCACAUAGCCGUGAUGAUGAUGCUGCUUGAGAAAGGCGCUGACGUCAAUCACGAUAACGACCAUAAUAUCAGAGCAAUUCACCUGGCGACGCAGAAAGGCCACACGGCGGCGGUCAAAUUGCUGCUCGAAAGAGGUGCAAAACUCACCCGGACGGAUACAUCGGCGACUCCACUCCAUAUAGCCGCUGAGUGUGGAUUCCCAGUCAUUGUAGAGCUGCUUCUUGACAAUGGGUCAGAUCCAAAUAUUGCCCUUGAUAGUGGUUCGACAUCAUUACAUCGGGCCGUCCGUAAUGAGCAUACAUCUGUGGUAGAGAUUUUGUUAAUAAAGGGAGCCAACCCUAGUAUGAAGGAUGAUGAAGGUCUCAUGCCAUUGCAUAUCGCUGCAGAGCGAGGAAACGUGGCAUUGAUAGAAACGCUGAUUAAACAUGGUGCUGAUACAGAGGCAAAGGAUGAGAGCAACCAGUUAGACCCACUUCAUUGGGCCCAGGUGAAUGGCCGUGAAGCUGCGGUCCUGAAACUGCUGGAACAUGGUGUCGAUUAUUUAGUGGAUAAACGCGGGUCAACGACCCUCCAUUGGGCAGCUCUGGGCUCGCAUGAGUCAGUAGCGAAACUAUUACUCGACAAGGGUGCUCCCUCAAGCCCAAAGACUGACGAGGGUUGGACACCACUACACUCAGCUGUUAUCAAUGGGAACGUCGGCGUAAUGAAGCUGCUCCUCGACCACGGGGCUGACAUGGAGGCUAAUGGACAUAACAGUAGGAUUACUCCUCUGUCAUUAGCCGCAUAUCAAGGCCGUGAAAACGCGGUCAAGCUUCUACUAGAGUACGGCGCCAACAUUGAAUACAAGGGACCUGAAAAUAUGACACCUCUCUUUAUAGCUGCAGUGGAGAAUAACAAAGGAGCGGUAAAAGAGCUGCUUGGAUAUGGAGCCGAUGUCAAUACUGUCGAUGUCAAGGGCCAAACACCAUUAUCCUGGGCUACCGAGAAUAACGAAAAGGAAACUGCUCAAUUGAUUCUUCAAAAAUUCCCCGUUGAAUCUGACGAUUCCGAUUACAGCCACAUCCAGGCACCUUCCGAUAGUGAUUUCUCCCUAAUUUCUCACUGA
Messenger RNA from Talaromyces rugulosus, 5127 nucleotides. RefSeq lists its product as uncharacterized. The transcript has 4 exons. The record is from RefSeq and is a predicted model, not a curated record. NCBI's taxonomy places the organism in Eukaryota, Fungi, Ascomycota, Eurotiomycetes, Eurotiales, Trichocomaceae. Gene Ontology annotation, biological process: positive regulation of transcription by RNA polymerase II; nucleoside metabolic process. Gene Ontology annotation, cellular component: nucleus. Gene Ontology annotation, molecular function: transcription cis-regulatory region binding; catalytic activity; protein binding. The annotation marks the transcript as partial.